AUGAAUCAAACGCAGCCAAUACCAACACAAUAUCCACCGCCAGGGAAAGUAAUGGUUCUUGAACAGCAUCAUCGGCACCACACACGUCACCAUCAUCAUCACCAAAAUGCUGCUGAAAAUACUCAGCAUCAACAACAACCUACACAUAGUUAUCCGCAAAUACCAACGGGACCCUAUGGACAACAAGUUCAGCAACACCCGACAGUACAAAUCGCACCGCAACAACAACAUUUAUAUCAAGGUGUUCAACCAACAAGUUCAUUCCAUUCUGUUUCAAGUAUCGAUUCUUCCGCAGAAAUGUCAAAAUACUUUCCAGAUGCACAAACUCCAAGUCUUUCUCCCUUUAGACAUCAUCAAGCGCAAGUAGAUGGUACCGAAUCAUCUCAUAAAACACAAGCUUCAACAGUAGCAACAAGUUAUGGAACAAGUGUUACUAAUGGGCCUUAUACAAAUGUACAACAGCCACACCAACAACAGAAACUACGACCUGUUCACACUCAAAUUACGCCAAUUAGACAAUCAGUGGGACCUAUACUACAAUCCGUGCGUUCUCAACCACAACUCCGAACGCCUCAAUCCACAAGUACCUAUCGAACACCUGGUUCCCAAGUAACUAGUCGUCCGUCCAAACCCCAGGGCAUUACAGGUGCUCCAUCAAUAAUUGAAGGCAUACAAAUAUCUCAGGCACUUGUCAACGAUGUAUUAGUUGAUUUACAAUCAAAAGUUCUUAAUGAAUCUAUGCAAAAUUUUUAUGAAGAUGGAUCAGGUGGUACUCAUAUGGAACCAUUACCACCAAUCUACAUAUCGGCUCCGCAACCAACGGUUAUACUUGGAUCUGAUCUACAACGUUUACGAGCUGAAUUAGGCAAUAAAAAUAAACGACCAGUUAUAUAUCGUCAAUUGAGACAAGAUUAUUUAAGAGAUCAACAAACAAUGGCUAGAGCACAAUUGAGGGCAAAUCGUCCAACUUCUUAUCCCACAAAUUGCUACCCUACACCCAAAUACACAUAUUUAAACAGAGUAUUCUCAACACCGAGACAAUUAAAUAAAGAAAGAUCAACAUACAGUCAGAUGCAACAUCCAUCUUGGGUAUUAGAUGAUCAACUUUCAUACGAAACAUAUCCAACAUCGAAUGAUGCAAGAUUUGAUCCACAAAUGGGCAUAUACACAGUGCCUGAUUCAGAAACAGCCAAAUAUGCACAUUUACCACCACAUUUAAGACAAGAAUAUGCCUAUUUCACAUCACCAUCAACAUAUCGUUCCCCACCUCCACCACGACGUUCAUCAACGUUGAGAAGGAAAAUUAGUCGACAAACAGAACCGUAUUGUUGUACGUGCGGUGGUGUGUCCGGCAAAACUAUAGUAAAAAACGUUUUCUAUAAACAACAAGAACAACAAGAAUCAGAUUCACAAUAUGACUGUGCCGAUCUUUUGAGAAAAUUACAAUCUCAUGUUAGAAUAAGAUAUGGUUAUGGCACCAUGAAUAGCGAUGAACCAUACGCUUUAGCAAAUUACAAUGAAUUAACACGAACACUUGAUUUUCCUGUUUAUGUGUCCAGUUUUCAAGAUAAAACUUUAAUACCACUUCCUGCAUAUUAA
This is a messenger RNA of Didymodactylos carnosus, 1599 nucleotides long. The record is from the annotation of a GenBank genome assembly. NCBI's taxonomy places the organism in Eukaryota, Metazoa, Rotifera, Eurotatoria, Philodinida, Philodinidae.